AUGAUACUUUCAGGCAGGCGGCGCGCUGGCGCAAUGUCGCCACUAGCUUUAUGCCUCAGCCUCUUGCUGUUCAUAAGCUCGGCGAGUGCUGCGGUACUCGGCAUCGACUUUGGGACAGAACACAUAAAAGCAGUGUUGGUGAAACCAGGCAUACCAUUUGACAUCGUCUUGACAAAAGACUCGAAACGAAAAGAAGUGGCGGCUGUAGCAUUCAAGCCUACCCGAGACGCCAAGGGCAAUUUCAUCACUGAGGCCGGAAGCUACCCAGAGCGUGCUUAUGGCGGCGAUGCACUCUCACUACAAGGUCGAUUUCCCGGCGAGGUCUUCCCAAACUUGAAGUUCCUCUUGGGCAUACCAUCGGGCAACGAAGGCCAAUCGACGACAUCGAUCUACAAGGAGCGAUACCCUGGUCUGCAACUGCAAGCAUCUGAAGAGCUUGGAACAACGGUGAUCAAGAGCUCGGCAUUCCCCGAAGAUGAGCGGGCUUUCAGUGUUGAAGAGCUGGUCGCGAUGCAGCUGGCCAACAUCAAGCGCAAUGCCCAGAAUAUGGCAGGCAAGGGAAGCAGCGUGGAUGAUGUGGUUGUUACCAUUCCACCCUUCUACACAGCCGACGAGAGGCAGGCGAUCAUGAAGGCAGCAGGCUUUGCCGGCUUUCAGGUCAAUGGCCUGAUAUCAGAUGGUCUAGCUGUCGGUCUCGACUACGCGAAGCCAAGGACGUUCCCAGAGGUCACCAAGGGCGAGCAGCCAGAGUAUCACAUGGUCUUCGACAUGGGUGCGGGGUCCACGACUGCCACCAUCAUGCGCUUCCAGUCACGCAGCGUGAAGGAUACUGGUCGAUUCAACAAGACGGUGCAGGAAGUGGCCGUUGUUGGUGCUGGAUGGGAUCGCACACUUGGAGGAGAUGCUCUGAACCAUGUUAUCGUAGACGACUACGUGAAGAAGUUGUUAACGAAGCCCGCACUGAAGAGCCGUGGAACAACUGAAGACGAAAUCAAGCAGAAUGGGCGCAUUAUGGCUCGUUUCUGGAAGGAGGCUGAAAGAGCCCGGCAGAUCCUAAGCGCGAACAGUGAGGUCAACAGCGGAUUUGAAGAGAUCAUGCCUGACAUUGACUUCCGCACCAAGAUGUCCCGCACCGAAUUCGAGAAGUUGACGGAGUCCUUCGCGGAUCGCGUUCAGACUCCAAUCAAGGAUGCGUUGAAGAUGGCUGAUCUGAAGGUCGAAGACCUGAACUCGGUCAUCUUACACGGAGGUGCCGUUCGCACUCCCUUCGUUCAGACAAAACUUCAAGGCGCUGUUGACGAUCAAGCCAAGCUACGCAGCAACGUGAACGCGGACGAGUCUGCUGUGUUUGGCGCCGCUUUCAAGGCGGCUGCACUCUCGCCGAGCUUCAAGGUUAAGGAGAUCCGUGACUCUGAUGUUGCCGGUUAUGCAGCGACCUUGGUGUAUGAUGACCAAGGUAAAGAGCGGAGAAAGCCGCUCUUCGAACCAAACUCGCCUGUUGGCUCCGGUUCCACGACCAAGCAAGUCUCAUUCAAAGACAAGGAGGACUUUUCCUUUGGCUUCGUGCAGAACGUUGGCGGUGUGGACAGACCUACCUUGAGAGUGCAGUCAAGCAACCUCACCGCCUCUGUUGAGGAACUGAUCCGUAUCGCUGGCUGUGGCAAAGAGUCGAUUGACACAAAGUUCAGCGUGCGACUUGGCCUGCCGCUCGGACUACCUGAUGUCACCGGAGGAAGUGUCAGCUGUGAAGUCGAUCCGAGCAAGAAGACCGGCAGCAUCGGCGACUCGGUCAAGGGCUGGCUUGGUUUCGGGAAGGGUGAUCAACAGCCCCUGGACGACGAGGCUGAUGGUCCUGUGGAGCAAGUGGACGCCAAAGCGUCAGCAAGUUCCGGAUCAGCUGCAUCAUCGUCCACUGCGGCUGCGAGUAGCUCCAAGGCUCCAGAACCACCCAAGAAGCAGACUGAAGUGAUCCCAUUGAAGUGGACCAGCACAACAGAAGGCAAUCCGCAGCCUGCGCCCGAUGCAAUCACGCAGGUGCUGCAACGCUUGAAAGACUUUGAUCUUUCCGACAAAGCCCGCUACGCUCGUGAUGAGGCACAGAAUGUUCUCGAGAGUUAUACCUACACAGUCCGCGACUUCCUGGAGAACAAGGUCUAUGAGAAGGUGAGCACCAAGGAGCAGCGCGACCUGAUCAGCAGCACUCUACAAUCGACCAAGGAGUGGAUGGAGUCUGGUGAUCUAUCGAAAGCUUCUACAGAAACCCUAAAGGAGAAGCGCGAGGCGUUGAAGAAGCUCGUUGAACCGAUACAGCUCCGCCUUAGGGAAAGUACGGGCCGAUCUGAGACCGUGGAAGGCUUGCAGAAGUCCCUUGAUAAACUUCAGAAGGGCAUCUUGAGACUCGAAUCAGCGGCAUCGAAGGCUGCUGCAAGCAUAGCUAGCGCUGCUACAGCUUCAUCAGAAACUUCAACAACUGCGGGUUCGAAGGCACCCUCCGAUCUCGAUGAACUCGAAGGCGCGGAGACUGAAACAUCGCCAACCCCGAGUGAAACGCCCGCCGCAAUUAACCCGUACGAAGGUAUGGACUUGACGACAGUGAACGAGACCUACAACUCCAUCUCAACUUGGCUGAAGGAGACAAUUGCAGAACAGGAGAAGCUCAAGCCAUACGAAGACCCAGUCUUCCUCUCACGAGACGCUCAGCGCAAGAGUGAACAGAUUGCUAGAGCACUGGAGGAUCUGGUACAGAAGACGACCAAGGCCAAGGCAGCCAAAGCGAAGAAGCCCAAGACGACCAAGUCCAAGACGACGAAGCCGAGCAAAGCGACUGCUGACCGAGCAGCUGACGGGGAAGAGCCUGUACCGGCAGAUGCCGCACCUGAAGAUUCUUCGGCGGCAAAACAGCAUGAGACACACGAAGCCGCGGACCCAGAAGCAGCUGAGGCUCCAGAACAGAAGCCAGUCAAGGGCGGCGAAAGCAUUGAGGACAUGCUGAAAUGGAUGAAGAAAGAUGGGAAGAAAGAGACUCCUGACAGGGAACAUGAAGAAUUGUAG
Molecule: messenger RNA, 3051 nt
Organism: Fulvia fulva
Lineage: Eukaryota; Fungi; Ascomycota; Dothideomycetes; Mycosphaerellales; Mycosphaerellaceae
Product: Hypoxia up-regulated protein 1
Exons: 1
Coding region: 1-3051 (1016 amino acids)
Biological process (GO): endoplasmic reticulum unfolded protein response; cellular response to hypoxia; negative regulation of hypoxia-induced intrinsic apoptotic signaling pathway
Cellular component (GO): endoplasmic reticulum chaperone complex
Molecular function (GO): ATP-dependent protein folding chaperone; ATP binding
Source: RefSeq, a predicted model, not a curated record